AUGGUACUCGAUAUUGAAGUAAUUCGUCAAAAUCCACAACUAGUGCGUGAUUCUCAAAUAAAACGUUACAAAGGCACUGAUAGUGUAGAGCGUUUCAUUACCCUCGACUCUCAAUGGCGUACGAUUCUUUAUCAACUCGAACAAUGGCGAAGAGUAAAAAAUCUUUGUGGACAAAUAGUUGGCGAGAAGAAAAGAGCAAACGAAGGCGAAGGCGAUUGUGGAGAUCUUCCGAAAGAGUUAGUAAUCAAUUUGGAAACCUUGACUACGGAAUACAUUCGAACACUAGCAAUUAAACAAAUUAAACGUUUAAGCGGAUUCGUAGACUCACAAGUUAGUCAAGUUGGAGAACAGCUAAUUCAAAUUGAAAAUGAACGUGAUGGAAUAUUAUAUGAAAUCGGAAAUCUGGUUCAUGAUUCUGUACCUGUCAGUGAUGAUGAAGCUAAUAAUAUCACAGAACGAACUUUCGGAGAUGUUGAAACGCGAAAACCAUAUUCUCAUAUUGAUCUGAUGUAUCGCAUCGAUGGAUAUGAUGGUGAACGAGGAGCGGCUAUAGCCGGAUCUCGAGGAUAUUUUAUGAAGGGACCUGCUGUCUUUCUCGAACAAGCCAUUAUCCAAGUCGCUUUGAAAACACUGAGUGAUAGAGGAUUCGAAGUGCUCUAUACACCAUUUUUCAUGCGCAAAGAAAUCAUGCAGGAAGUUGCUCAGUUAAGUCAAUUCGACGAAGAACUUUACAAAGUAGUAUGCAAAAGUGACAAGCCAGGUGAAUCGAACGACGAAGAAAAAUAUUUGAUCGCUACUUCGGAACAAACUAUUGCUGCUUUUCAUCGGGAUGAGUGGAUGCCAACGGACAAAUUACCUCUUCGAUAUGGAGGUAUUUCGACUUGUUUCCGACGAGAGGCUGGCGCUCAAGGUCGUGAUACUCGUGGCAUCUUUCGCGUGCAUCAAUUUGAGAAAAUUGAACAAUUUUGUUUAACUGCUCCUGACGAUGGUUCAUCGUGGAAACUGUUUGAUGAAAUGAUCGGCAAUGCGGAAGAGUUCAAUCAGAAACUCGGCAUUCCGUAUCGUGUAGUUAACAUUGUUUCAGGUGAACUGAAUAAUGCUGCAGCAAAGAAAUUCGAUUUGGAAGCAUGGUUUCCUGGCUCGGGUAAAUUUCGUGAACUUGUCUCCUGUUCAAAUUGUCUUGACUAUCAAUCAAGACGUUUAAAAAUCCGCUAUGGUCAAGUGAAGAAAAACAAUGAAGCCGUGAAAUACGUGCACAUGUUAAAUGCCACAAUGUGUGCAACAACGCGCACGAUCUGUGCUAUUCUCGAGAAUUAUCAAACUGAUGAUGGCAUUCUUGUGCCUGAAGUUCUUAAACCCUAUAUGCCUAAAAAAUAUUCGGAGAAGAUUCCAUUUGUUAAAGAUUUACCAACUGAACAACAGCAGAAGCCAACAACUACUGUUGAAAAUAAAUAA
This is a messenger RNA of Adineta ricciae, 1455 nucleotides long. NCBI's taxonomy places the organism in Eukaryota, Metazoa, Rotifera, Eurotatoria, Adinetida, Adinetidae. The record is from the annotation of a GenBank genome assembly.